This is a messenger RNA of Lampris incognitus (smalleye Pacific opah), 2364 nucleotides long. Its product is annotated as F-BAR and double SH3 domains protein 1-like. Gene Ontology annotation, cellular component: recycling endosome; neuromuscular junction. The transcript is spliced from 21 exons. NCBI's taxonomy places the organism in Eukaryota, Metazoa, Chordata, Actinopteri, Lampriformes, Lampridae. Gene Ontology annotation, molecular function: protein binding. Gene Ontology annotation, biological process: regulation of actin filament polymerization; neuromuscular synaptic transmission. The record is from RefSeq and is a predicted model, not a curated record. The coding region runs from base 1 to 2193 and encodes 730 amino acids.
AUGCAGCCACCACCGAGGAAGGUGAAGGAGACCCAGCAGGUGAAGCUGAUAUUCUCAGAACAGUUUAGCAGACUGCAGGCUAAACAACAGCAAGACACUGACCUACUGGAGGAGAUUAGGUCCUUCAGUAAACAGCGAGCAGCCAUAGAGAAAGAGUAUGGUCAGGCUCUCCAGAGGUUGGCAGUCCAGUACCAGAAAAGAGACUGGCAGAGAGGAAAGACCGACGCCGUCACAUCGAGCGGUAUAUUCAGUGUGUGGCGGUCAGUGAUUGAUGCUACAGCAAGAAACGCUGCAUCACGAUUGGCUGCUGCUGAGGAGUACCGCGCCCUACUUGGACAUGCUUCCAAAGGCAUUCGCAAUGCAAAGGAGUUACGAGCUAAGAGAGGCCUGGAGCAGCUUCAGAGAAUACAGGCAGAGGUAGUGGAUUCUCUACGGGAGCUGCACAGGGUCAAAAAAAGCUAUCACCAUCUCAGUCACAUGGCUACGGUGACGAGAGAGAAGGCUACUGAGGCACAGGCCAGAGCCAGGAAGAGUGACCACGGAAUCUUCCACUUUAGAACAGGACUACAUAAAAUGAGUGCUAAGCUCAGUGCGAGGCUGAAAGAGUGCGAUGAUCAUCUGAUCGAAGCUCGCAAUGAAUACCUGCUGACGUUAGCAGCCAUCAACACCUAUCACAAUCAUUACUACACUGCUGACCUUCCACACAUCAUGGAGCGCAUGGAUGGCGAUGUGUACGACCAGCUGAGAGGCUACUUUACCCUGCUGUGUAGGACGGAGACGGACGUGUGUCAGUCAACACACAGUGAAUACAGCCGGAUAUGGGACAACGCCGCUAAGGUGACCAGAGAGCGUAACGUUCAGCAGUUUCUGCAGGAAUCUCCCUCUUUCAACCAUACAGUGGGCUUCACCUUCCAACCAGCACCACAGGACAAGGUGUUUGUGCUGCAGGAGCUGUUUGAUGCAGGAGAGGGUUUUCUGAAUAAAGAGGCCAAGAAAUGGGCCACGAAGGCCGCUAAAGACUACAAGAUCAUCAGCCAUGGCGAGAGAGCCUUGCAGACAUUGGAGGCUCGUGUUAAGCUGUUAUCAGGGGAGAUGGGGUGCAGUGUGGAGCAAAGGAUGGUGGAGGUUGAUGAGAGUGUGAGGAAAGCCAAGGUGAGCAGGGCAAAGGCUGAGGCUCGUCUUGCCCUUUUAUCAGAGAGUGGCAUUGUGAUCAAACAGUGGCUCCAUGCUGCUAUGAGCCAAGUGGAGGAGGAGCUGGAGAGGGAGCGACGACUCAGUGAACAGAGAAAGUCUACUGAAGACUUCUCAGAGGAGGAGUUUGAGUUGACAGACUUCGAGGACUACGAUGAAAACGGAGAUAUUUUUGUUGCUCAAACCUCCACAUCUGGAGUGUGUGUUUACCCGGUGGCCUGCAGAGUUAUCUAUAGCUAUCAGGCUAGCCAAUCGGAUGAACUGUCAAUCACAGAGGGGGAGGAGCUUCAGGUGAUUGAAGAUGGAGACAUGGAGGACUGGCUGAAGGUGUGUAACUCCUGUGGCCAGGUGGGCUAUGUCCCUGAGCAUUACGUGCAGUUCCUGUGUCUACCAGCAGAUAGAGCCGCACACCUAGACGGUUCAUACAGCUCUUCUGGCUCUUCUGCAGGAAAUAACAGAAGGGAGCAGAACAAAGAAAACACCGGCGUGGCCAGAGCUUUGUACGCCUACGAGGCCCAGAGUGCAGAAGAGCUGUCCUUCCAAGAGGGGGCGCUAAUACGCUUGCUCCGCUGUCAACAAAGAGAGGUGGAUGACGGUUUCUGGGAGGGAGAGCUAGACGGACGCAUCGGUGUCUUUCCAUCCCUGGUCGUGGAACUGCUUCAAGAGGAGGAAGAAGAGGAGGAAGAGGAGGAAAAGGUGCAGGGCAAUAUGGAACCUCCAUCCACCCCACCUGUAUCCCCCCAUACCCCUAUAUCCCCGGCCCCGCUGCCCUGUUCCAGCCCGAAUCCCAGGUCCCAUUCAGCCAACAGUACUCCUCCCCCUAUCUGCGAGGAGGAGAAACUGCAGUCUGUCCCUCCUGAGGUGCUCCAGCAGGCAGACAGCAGGGCAGGUAAAGAAAGUGAAGGCAGUGGCAACUGCUCUCCAAAUCUCUCUAUCACACGACUCAGACCUUGUCGAGCGCCCCCUCCUCCCCCGACCGCUUCCUUUUCAUCCAGGUCCUGAAACUGACAGAGAUAGAAGGUUUUUUGUUUUGUUUUGUUUUUUGCCUUGGGUAUGCCAAGUUUUGUUUUUUGUUUUUUUUGCUGCUUAUUCAAGACCCAAUCCAGUUCAGUUAAUUGAGAAGAAGCUUGAAAAAUACUUUUGUGAUCUACAGGAGAAAGUUGGUUACCAGAC